Molecule: messenger RNA, 1443 nt
Organism: Pistacia vera
Lineage: Eukaryota; Viridiplantae; Streptophyta; Magnoliopsida; Sapindales; Anacardiaceae
Product: trihelix transcription factor ASIL2-like
Exons: 2
Coding region: 205-1182 (325 amino acids)
Cellular component (GO): nucleus
Molecular function (GO): transcription cis-regulatory region binding
Source: RefSeq, a predicted model, not a curated record
CCUUUUCCUUUUGAUCAUCUUUCUAAAUUCUAAUGCUAGUGGUUCUCUAAUCUCUCCCUACUUUUCACUCCUCCAUUCCCUCUCCCUCUCUCUCCCUGCAACUUGCCAUUUUCUUUAAACUUCUCCUCAACAUUUAGCUUCCUUCAUAAAUGUUAACUGCUAGAUAACACACAGUAAAAGUAUUUGGUUUUAUCAUGAGGAGAGAUGGACAAAGAAACUAACCAAGAACCCACUCCAUCUCUCCUCCUCCCCAACAACAAAGAAGACUCCCCCAAAAAGCCCUUCACUCCCAGCAACGACAGACUGAAACGCGAUGAAUGGAGCGAAGGCGCGGUGUCAACUCUACUUGAAGCUUAUGAAAACAAAUGGGUGCUCAGAAAUCGGGCCAAACUCAAGGGACAUGACUGGGAAGAGGUCGCGAGACACGUUUCGUUGCGAGCGAAUAACACAAAGUCUCCCAAAACUCAAACGCAGUGCAAGAACAAGAUUGAGUCAAUGAAGAAAAGGUACAGAUCAGAGUCUGCUAAUGCGGAUGGAUCAUCUUGGCUUUUGUAUCCACGCCUCGAUCUUUUACUACGUGGAAGUGCUCAGCCGCAGCCACAGCCGCAGCCUCAGCCGCUGCAGCAGCAGCAGACUCAACCGGUUAACCCUCCUUUGAUGUUGCUUGAGCCGUCGCCGCAGCUAGUGCCGCCUCCUGCCGCGGCUCCUCCACAAGGGGUUCCAGCGGCUACUGGAACUACUCAAAACUCACAUGGGUCCAUUGGAGUUGAUAGGAUUGGCAAGGAAGAUGGGGUGGAAACUAAAAUAUCAGACCAUUUAUCAGACAAGAAAGCCAUGGAAACAGACAGUAGCACACCAGCUCUAUACAGUCACGACAAGGAGAAGUUAACGGCCAAGAAAUUGAAGAUGAAAAUGGAGAAAAAGAAGAGGCGAAAACGGGAAGAAUGGGAAAUAGCUGAAAGCAUCCGGUGGCUAGCAGAAGUAGUGGUGAGAUCAGAACAAGCAAGAAUGGAGACAAUGAGAGAGAUUGAGAAAAUGAGAGUUGAAGCUGAAGCUAAAAGAGGAGAAAUGGACCUCAAAAGAACUGAGAUCAUUGCCAAUACUCAACUUGAGAUUGCAAAACUCUUUGCUUCAACUAAUGGGAAAGGUGUUGAUUCUUCCUUAAGGAUUGGAAGAAAUUAAUCAUAAUUUAGUAGUAGCUAAUUACAAAAAAUUUCUACGGUAGCGGGAGGUGUGAAUAUCAUUGCAUAUCAUAUCGAUCUUUUGUAAAACCACUGAAUAAGAACGAUAAUUUUUGGAUGAGGAUAAAGGGUAUUAAUCGCUCGUCUGAUCGAUGAUCUUGAUUAACUUUUUUUCUGUAUGAUAAUUUCCUCCUGUAGAAUGAUCCGCUAAUUAUAUAAAUGUAAUGGAAUGGAAUUAACGUUACUUAGAGUUGUGUAUUCA